CACGCCUGCGCCGCUUGAGUUUUCUUUGCGAGCCCCGCUGCUGUGUUCAAGAAUAACCUGUAAAUAAUAAUAAAAACAUGCCUAAGUCUUUUAAAAAAUCGUGCACAUCUCAGACCUCAAUAAGUAAAUAUUUCACGUCCGGCGGAGGCAACAAUCAGACUCGGGAGGUAACUCCAUGCAAGCAGAAACGUUCACCGCCUCACGAUUUCGAACCGCUAGCAAAGCGAGCCAAACUAUCCCCCUGCAAAGACCUGUCAGGAACGUCAUGUCAGAUCACAGCAGAGAAGAUGCCACCUUUGAGUCGAAAACCUGUCAGCAUUUGUACUGCAACCUUAGAGAGGCUGAAAGGCUUCACCUGCAUGUCUGAGCCCACUGCCAAAACAGCUGGGACCAGCAGUACACAGGUGGGUGAAGUUAGCUGUGGUGAUGGGGACUGCACCGAAAAAAACAAACUCCAAGAGUCGCUGCAAGAACAACAGGGACCAGACAUAAACCUGGCUGAGAAACUGGAACAGGGAUUCUGCUUCUCUCAGUUUGUCAAACAAGGAAGUGACUCCAAAGAAGACGGGAGCUUGACAGAUCUCAGCAGUCCCCCUGAUAGCAAGACUCCAUCCAGACGCACCAAAAGUGCUUUCACUCCUCUGGAGCAGCAGAUCAUCCAGCUGAAACAGAAACAUCCCGACGCACUACUGGCUGUGGAAUGUGGAUACAAGUACAGGUUCUUUGGGGAAGACGCACAGACUGCAGCCAAGGAGCUGAAUAUCUACUGUCACCUGGAUCACAACUUCAUGACCUGCAGCAUUCCCACCCAUCGUCUCUUUGUGCACGUCAGACGAUUAGUAGCCAACGGUCACAAAGUGGGUGUGGUCAAGCAGACAGAAACAUCGGCCAUAAAAGCAUCAGGGGCCAACAAGAACACUCUGUUCUCUCGCGAGCUGACGGCUCUGUACACUAAGUCCACGCUGGUUGGUGAGGAUGUAAACCCAGUCUGCCGCCAGCUGGAUGUGGAGGAAGUCUGCGUUGAUGUGGCAUCAGAAUCUGCAGACAGCUUUCUGCUCUGUAUCAGUGAGAACCAGGACAGGAGGAACAAGCAGCUUACAGUUGGACUGGUGGCAGUUCAGCCCAACACCGGCGACGUGCUGCUUGACUGUUUUUCCGAUUCGCCGUCACGAUCCGAGCUGGAGAGUCGCAUCUUAAAGAUCAACCCUGUGGAGAUCCUGGUUCCCUCUGACCUCUCGGAGCAAACCCUCAGACUCCUGCAGAGCAUCUCCAACACCAGUGCUCAAGCUGACGACAGAGUGCGAGUAGAGCAAAGGGACAAGACUGAGUUUGAGUUCUCUUCUGCAAUGAACACUGUCACAGAGUUCUUUUGCCACAGCCAAGAAAAAGGAUCUCGCUGUCUAUCAAGUGUAGCCUCCAUGGAGACAACAGUGAUCUGCUGCCUGGGUCCGCUCAUCCGGUAUCUUAAAGAAUUCAAGCUGGAGAGAGUACUCAGGAAUGAGAGCUCAUUUAACCGACUGACCAGUGGCUCAGACGGAAUGAUCCUCAAUGCUGCCACACUCCGAAACCUGGAAGUCCUGCAAAACCAGACAGAUGGAGGUGUGAGGGGCAGCCUGUUGUGGGUGAUGGAUCACACUCGCACACUAUUUGGAAGACGACUGCUGAGGAAGUGGGUCAGCAAGCCUCUCACAGACCAACAGUCCAUCUCUGAGCGGCAGGACGCUGUGCAGGAGAUCUUGGAGUCGGACUCCCUUACAAUCAGCUCCCUGCAACCUCUGCUAUCACAUCUGCCAGACCUGGAGAGAGGAGUCUGCAGCAUCUACCACAAGAAGUCUUCCACUCAGGACUUCUACCUGAUCAUCAGCACACUUUCCCGCCUGGGCUUGGAACUGAAGUCGCUGCUUCCGGCAGUUCAGACCCAGAUCCGUUCAGUGCUUCUUCAACAGCUGUUGUUGGAGACUCCUGACCUGCUGGCUCCAGCCCACAGCUUCCUCAGCGUCCUGGAUGAAAAGGCAGCCAAGUCUGGCAACAAGACGGAGCUGUUCUCUGAUCUGUCUGACUUCCCGGUGCUGAAGCAGAGGAGGGGUCAGAUCCAGGGGGUCCUCUCUGAGAUCCAGGACCACCGCAAAGACGUUAGACUGAUCCUGAGGGCUCCUGCUCUGGAUUACACUACCGUCUCUGGACAGGAGUUUCUGAUCGAAGUGAAGAACUCAGUGUCGUCGAUUGUUCCUUCAGACUGGGUCAAAGUCAGUAGCACCAAGACGGUGGGCAGGUACCAGUCUCCCUUCCUCCUGGAUCGCUACAAAAAGCUUCAGCAGCUUCGAGAGCAGCUGCAGCUGGACUGUCAGCAGGAGUGGACCGAUUUUCUAGAACAGUUCGGGGAGCACUACCACAGCAUGAAGAGAGCUAUUAGUCACCUAGCAACCAUGGACUGCCUCUUCUCAUUGGCUGAGGUGGCGAAGCAAGGGGACUAUUGCAGGCCUGAGGUGUGUGAUGGCCGCCGCCAGAUCCUCAUCAAGGACGGACGACAUCCAGCCAUCGACUUAUUGAUGGGCCAGAAUAACCAGUAUGUUCCCAACAACACGGAUCUGCAGGGUGAUGGCAGGAGAGCAAUGAUCAUCACUGGCCCCAACAUGGGAGGGAAGAGCUCCUACAUUCGUCAGGUGGCGCUGAUGUGCAUCAUGGCUCAGAUGGGCUCAUAUGUCCCGUGUCAUGAAGCCCGGCUGGGAAUUCUGGAUGGCAUCUACACCAGAAUGGGCGCUUCUGACAACAUCUACAAAGGACGCAGCACAUUCAUGGAAGAGCUGACCGAGGCCUCCGAAAUCAUUUUCCGUGCUACGGAACGCUCCCUGGUCAUCCUGGACGAACUGGGCCGUGGCACCAGCACUCAUGAUGGGAUUGCCAUCGCCUUUGCUACACUGGAGCACUUCAUUAGAAACGUGAAGUCGCUCACCUUGUUUGUGACCCACUACCCUCCACUGUGUGAGCUGCAGCAAGUCUUUCCUGGUCAUGUGACCAACUACCACAUGGCUUUCCUUCUCAACGAGCCCAGCUGCGAUGCAGAGGGUGUACAACCGGAGUUCAUCACAUUCCUCUACCAGCUGACUGAAGGAGCGGCGGCUCGCAGUUACGGCCUGAACGUGGCUCGACUGGCCGACAUCCCAGAGUCAGUCCUUCGCACAGCUGCGCUCAAGUCCCACGAGCUGGAGAGCGCGGUGAACUCCAGGAGGGACAGGAAGAAAAUGCUCUCUGAAAUUUGGAAGGUGUCCGACAGAUCGUCUCUGGUCAAGUGGCUGCAGAUGAACUCUUGACUGUGAAGCCUCACUGAUGAUGAUGUUUACCUUCUCAGGAACUGCUCAAAGUAAAUCAUGAUGUUAGAAUCUUUUUUUUCAUAUAUUUAUUUAUUAGUUUUUUUCACAAUUACAAAUGACAAACAAAGACAAAAAAAAUAAACCACCAAUACAUAUUUAAACCCCCCACCCUCAACACCAACUUACUCUCAGUGCACAAAAUCUACUUUCAGUGUACAAAAUGCAGUCACAUACAGUCAGGAUCACAGCAAAGAAAACAACGGUUUCUCUUGCAGAAAUUGCAUAAAAGGCGUCCAGAUAUCAUAGAAGUCAUGCACUUUCCUUUUUGAUAAAUAGGUCAGUUUUUCGAAAGCCAGCUUGCUGGACAUUUCCCUGAUCCAUUGACCAACUGUAGGAGCUGAAACAUUUUUCCAAUUCAAUGCAACAACAUGUUUGGCCUGUAGCAAACAGAAAACUAUCAACCUUUUCUUAUGUGCAUUAAUAGAAAGAUUUAUAGGAAACUUGUGUAGAAUAGCCAAUUGAGGGUCCAAAGGAAUCUUUAUUUUUGUUAUUUUUGAGAUCAAGUCCAUUAUGUGCUUCCAGAAUUUUAGUAUUUCUUCACACUCCCACAUACAGUGGAACAAGCUUCCCUUCUCCUUGUUACAUUUAACACAGACAUCUGGUAUAUUUGGAUUAAAAUGGUGCAACUUUGCCGGUGUAAUAUAAAUUCUAUGAAGCCAUUUGUAUUGCAGUAGUAAACGACCAGUUUUACACAGAUUCUGAACAGUGAGGUUUUCAAUUGAGGAAAGUGCAGGUUCCAAACAUGAGCCACUGGUGGUCACAACAUAAUUUCUCAACUGCAGAUAUUUGUAAAAAUGUUUUCUAGGAAUGUGAUAUUCAUCCACUAAUUGUUCAAAUGACAUCAAAAUACCCUCAUGGUAUAAAUUUCCAACCAUACUUAAACCAUUAAUUGCCCACCUUCUAAAUCCCAUAUCAGCUUUGCCUGGUUUGAAAUCAUCAUUACUGCAGAGCGUUGUAAAGCGUGAAAUCUGUAAUUCUUCAUUUAAGAAGACAUGUGACUGGUGCCAUACUAAAAUAGUAUUUCUAAGAAAAGGAUUCAAAGUGUUUUUAAUAAGCAUGCGAAAAUGUGCAGAAUAAAGAUAUGAUUUUAGAGGGAGCUUUACUGAAUGCUUUUCGAUAUUUACCCAAGUUGGGGCAUCAGAAUCCACGAAAUAAUUGGUAGCAGCAUUAAGUUGAGCUGCCCAGUAAUAAAGCUUCAAAUAGGGAAGACCAAGUCCACCUCGAUCAUAUGGUAAAUACAGAAGAUGUAGAUGGAUCCGUGGUCGUUUGGUGUUCCAAAUGAAAUUAUUGAAUUGCUUCCUUAGCAUAGAAAAUAAAUUAUCUGGAGGAGGGAGAGGAAUUGACUGGAAAAUGUACAAAAACUUUGGCAGAAUUGACAUUUUUAUAAUGUUUACACGACCAAUCAUUGAGAUAGGCAUGCUAUUCCAUCUUUCAAAUGAGUUCGAUAUUCCUUGUGUUACAGGAUCAUAAUUCAGGGAGACAAUGUCAUCUAUGUUUGGAGAAAUUUUAAUACCCAAAUAGGUAAAACCAUCAGGACUAAGACCUUCUCUCUUCGUCAUUUAAGAGUAGGAGAGAGCUCUUCUGUUUAUUUAUUUUGUAUCCUGAAAAUUCACCAAAUGCCUUUAAAAGGUUUGUUAGCGAUUGUAGUGAGUUGUUUGUUUGUUAAAAAUACAAUAACAUCAUCUGCAAAGAGAGACAAUUUGUGUUCAAUUUGACCUAUCUUUAUUCCAGCUAUUUCAGGCCUUUGACGUAUUGCUAUGGCUAGUGGCUCUAUUGCAGACAAAAGUGAUAAUGGACACCCCUGUCUUGUUGAUGUGGAGAGAGUGAAGGGGCCUGAUCUUUGAUAAUUAGUAGAUAUUAUUGCAGUUGGAUCUGUGUAUAGCAAUCUCAGCCAUUUGAGAUACUUGUCUCCAAAACCAAAUCUCAUGAGAACCUCAAAAAGAUAACGCCAUUCUAUCCUAUCAAACGCUUUUUCAGCAUCUAAGGACAGGACGGCGUGGUCAGCAGCAUUCUUUCUGGCGUGUAGUAUAUUUAACAGUCUACGUGUAUUAUGAUCUGCUUGUCUUCCCUGUACGAACCCAUUCUGAUCUGGCAUAAUUAUUUUGGGAAUGUGAGAUUCAAUUCUUCUGGCCAAUACUUUACACAGUAUCUUGGUGUCACAAGACAGAAGAGAAAUGGGCCGAUAGGAGGCGUUUUGCCUGGUUUUAACAACAUGGAGAUUAUAGCUGAUCUCAUUGAGGGUGGGAGAAUUCCCAUAUCAUAAGAUUCAUUAAACACUUCAAGAAGAUGCGGUAACAGUUUUACGGAAAAUGUCUUGUAAAAUUCUAUUGGCAGGCCAUCGGAUCCCGGCGUCUUGCCAGUACUCAUGUGGUUAAGUGCUGCUGUAAGUUCUUCCACUGUUAGUUUUGACUUAUUUUAACCUCAGUAUCUAGUUUCGGAAUAGCAAGAUUAUCUAAAAAGUGUGUUUGGUUUUCUGUAUUUACAGGAUACUCUGAUUUAUAGAUAUUCUCGUUGUAUGUUUUAAAUGCCUGAUGAAUCUCAACUGGAUCUACAAGAGUGUCCCCAUUAUUUUGUAUUAUUUUAUUAAUAGACCGAUCAGAUUGUGCCUUCUUUAUUCUGCAGGCCAAAGGUUUGCCAGCCCGUUCCCCCUGAUCAUAGUAUGAUUGCUUCAACCAUAAAAGGCUAGUUGCAAUUUUAUUUGUAGUAAACUCAUUGUAUUGUCCUUUCAAGAUAAGUAAUUGUUGUACUUUUUGAUUAUUAGUAUUGUGGUAGAGUUCCGUUUCUAGCUUUUUCAUUUGAUUUUCGAGAUCACUCAGCUGAUUAAAGUAUAUUUUCGAUUUAUGUUUUGAAAAGCUUAUAAUUUCACCCCUAAUAUAAGCCUUAAAUGCUUCCCAUCUCACUGAAGCACUUGUUUGAUUUGGAUUUGUAGAAAAACAUUCACUUAUUUUGUCUUCUAAAAAACAUAUGAAGUCUGGAUGGUGAAGCCAGUUAGUCUGGAAUCGAAAGUGGGGUGUAGGUGAAGGUAUUGGAAGUAAAUUAAUUGUAAGUGAUAUCGGGGCGUGAUCUGAAAGUAAUAUACUGUCAUACCAGCACUUUUUAACUUGGGACACCAAAUUACAAGAUAUUAAGAAAUAAUCUAUCCUGGAAUAUGUAUUAUAAGUUGACAGGCAUGAGAAGUCUGUUUCUUUGGGAUGUAUAUAUCUCCAGGCCUCCAAUAGAUUUAAAUCACUCAUAUAUUUUUAAAAUAUUUUUUCUUGUCUUGUUUUUUGAUGUGUCUUAUCAUUGCCUGUUGAACGAUCCAUCACUGGGUCUAACACACAGUUAAAGUCACCUCCUAUAAUAAUAUAUCCAUUACAAGAUGAUAAUGUGAGGAAUAGAUUUUGGUAAAAAGAAGGCUCAUCUGCAUUUGGUGCAUACACAGAUACAAAGUUUAUUGGAAUAUGAGUUAUUUUGUCCGCUAAUUAUAAUGAAUCUGCCCGAUGGAUCAGCAUGUCUGUUGCUAACUUCAAAUGGAAUUGAUCUGUGAAAUAGUGCCAUCACACCCCUUGAAUGAGACUUGAAAUUAGCUGAAAAUAAUUGCCCAGGCCACCUAUUUUCAAUUCUACUCAUGUUGCUCCUCACCAAAUGGGUCUCUUGAAGAAACACGACAUUGGAUUUCAUUUGUUGGAUGCGUCCCAAUACUUGUUUUAGCUUUACCAUAUUGUUCAG
Synchiropus splendidus (mandarinfish) is the source of this 7079-nucleotide messenger RNA. It is a transcript of the gene msh3, whose product is annotated as mutS homolog 3 (E. coli). Gene Ontology annotation, molecular function: mismatched DNA binding; ATP-dependent DNA damage sensor activity; ATP binding. Gene Ontology annotation, cellular component: nucleus. NCBI's taxonomy places the organism in Eukaryota, Metazoa, Chordata, Actinopteri, Syngnathiformes, Callionymidae. The transcript is spliced from 24 exons. The coding region runs from base 78 to 3311 and encodes 1077 amino acids. The record is from RefSeq and is a predicted model, not a curated record. Gene Ontology annotation, biological process: mitotic recombination; somatic recombination of immunoglobulin gene segments; mismatch repair.